ACUUUACAAAAAGUCAACAAACAAAUAAUUUUAACGUUUUAAAGGUUUUAAUGUUUUAUCUUAAGCAUGAUUUGCCGUUUGUGCCUAAACAGUGUCAACGAUUCGGAUACUAUACGGAUUUUCGAAGACGUUGGCCUUUCUCUAAACGUGGCUAGUGUGCUGUCCAAAUACUUUUGGUUUGAACCGAAGAGCGAUGAUCCUAUAUCGACGGUGAUUUGUUUGCCCUGCUGGAAUCAGGUUAACGGUUUCCAUCAGUUUUAUGUGGCAGUGGAGAGUUCACAUCGUUUGCUCACGGAAAGGUUUUCGCUGAAAUCUGGUCAGGAUCAGGGAAAAGCAGAACCGGUUGAGGACAUGCAGCUUCAAGAAGAGGAGGUUGAAGAGCAUGUUGAAGACUACGAGGUGGGAUUAUCUGCUAGCGAUUGCGAGAGUAGUUCCUUUAACAAUGAGCAAUUCCUCAGCAAAGUUAUAGAGCAGCAGGAAGAGCAACCCGAAUCCAAGCCACCCGAACAGCUCAGACCAGUAUCGGAGCUAAACGAUGUCACAGAGGUCGAGCCAGUAUUGGAGCUAAAGCAUGUUCCAGACCCCGAAGCAAUACCUACCAUACGUACAGAACAGCGAAGAGAAACAAGGUCCACCACCAAGAGUAAAUCCUAUCAGGCAACCGAAAUCACUCCACCUCUUCCUCCUCCUCCUGCUGUGAAACGCAAGCUUGUCGUGAACAAAUCCAGAGCCAAGAAAACCGUCUGCAAAACAGAAGUAUCCCCACAGAAAAGCAAACGCUAUGCAGACUACAAACAGUGCAUGCUGGACAUCGAUGCUAAGAUCUCUGCCCACAUGCGACUCACCUGUGAUGUUUGCCAUGAGGGCCAGGAGACUUUUCUGCAACUUUGCAAGCACAUGAUGCAGGAGCAUCAUCGCAAGGGGUAUGCCAUCUGCUGCAAUAAGAAGUUCUACAAACGCUCCUUCCUCACCGAUCACAUCGAUCGACAUGCCAAUCCCGAGAAGUUUAAAUGCACUCAGUGCGAUAAACAUUUCGCGGAUAAACAGUGCCUGAGGAAUCACGAGCUACUCAAACAUCAUCCGGAGGAGGAAAAGACCUUUAAGUGCGAGCAGUGUCCGAAACGGUACACAAAGCAGUAUCUGUUGGAUCAGCAUCGUGUUAUCCACAAGGAACGAAAUGUGGUUUGUGAUCUCUGUGAAAGGAGAUUUCCCAAUCAAUCCCUGCUCUGCACGCACGUUAAGAUGGCCCAUAGUAACUAUGGAACUAUGUGCGACAUCUGCGCACAGGUCAUUCGAGGUCGAGCUGCCUUCCAACGCCACCAGUUGGAGCACGCUGGAGUCACAGAACCUAAAGUGCAGUGCGACAUCUGUGGGUCGUGGCACAAGAAUAAGCACAGUCUCAAGAAGCAUGUGCGGCGGCAUAAUGGUACUGCUGCUACCUGCGACCUAUGUGGAAAGGUUUCACCCAAUCGCAGCGCUAUGUUGAGUCACCAGCGAUACGUACAUCUCACGGAUAGAAAGCACCAGUGCGGCGUUUGUGGAAAGGCAUUUAAAAAGGCAAUCACGUUGAGGGAACACAUGACCACGCACACAGGCGAGGUGCUCUACAAGUGUCCCCACUGCCCGAAAACCUUCAACUCAAAUGCAAACCAACACACACAUCGCAGAAAAUGUCAUCCCAAAGAGUUCGAGGAGGCGCGGAAGGCACGAUCUGAAAAACGGAAAGCUAUUGGUGAGGAGGUGCCCAGCAUUCUGACCAUCUCAACAGGCGAGGACGGCGGCGAAAACAGUGACGAGGACCUCAAAGGCGAGACCAUCGAGUUCACCCUGUGUCUUAGUCCCGAUACCACAGUUUGAGAAUAUUUCUGUUAAAAGUCGUUGCAUGGCAGCUUUGUUAGAAAACUAAUUGUCGGCAUACGAAUUGCGAGAAAUCAUUUUGAAAAAUGAAAUUCUCUUAAUUCAACUUAGCCAAAACAUUAUUUUAUUAUGUAUACAUUAAAAAUAUAAAUGUUUAUCUUAAGAUCCUUAGGCUAGCAGCGUUUAACAAAAUAUACGGAGAUUUUAAGUGGAA
Molecule: messenger RNA, 2071 nt
Organism: Drosophila eugracilis
Lineage: Eukaryota; Metazoa; Arthropoda; Insecta; Diptera; Drosophilidae
Product: transcription factor grauzone
Exons: 4
Coding region: 67-1857 (596 amino acids)
Biological process (GO): regulation of transcription by RNA polymerase II
Cellular component (GO): chromosome; nucleus
Molecular function (GO): zinc ion binding; chromatin insulator sequence binding
Source: RefSeq, a predicted model, not a curated record